Macrosteles quadrilineatus (aster leafhopper) is the source of this 3392-nucleotide messenger RNA. RefSeq names its product transferrin-like. Gene Ontology annotation, cellular component: nucleus; plasma membrane; early endosome. Gene Ontology annotation, molecular function: DNA-directed DNA polymerase activity; DNA binding. The transcript has 19 exons. Gene Ontology annotation, biological process: iron ion transport; double-strand break repair via nonhomologous end joining. The record is from RefSeq and is a predicted model, not a curated record. NCBI's taxonomy places the organism in Eukaryota, Metazoa, Arthropoda, Insecta, Hemiptera, Cicadellidae. Bases 274 to 3270 code for a protein of 998 amino acids.
AAUUGGUGGUACAGAACAUAGACGGAUAGUAAUAGUAAAUAAAUGAGACCAAUUAAUUGGCGAUAGGCUAUAAAUUAAUAUUUUCAGGCCCUGGUUGGUUGUAGAACUACUUAAGUUAACUGUAUAAAAAUCGAAAUAAUAAGUAAGCAUAACAAUAAUUAGCAUGAAAUGAAGUGAAAUGAAAUAAUGAGCAUAAUAAAUAAUUAGCACUUUAUAUUUUCUUAAAAGAAAUCAUCUUAGCCUUAGCUUCCACUGAUUUUAACAUUUUUAGAGAUGAGCAAAAGAAAAGCACCCUUAAGUGAAGACAACCCAAAUAAUGACUUCUGUGAAUUUUUAACAGAGCUCGCCAAUUAUGAGCGCAAUGUAAACCGUAAUAUUCACAAGUACAACGCAUACAGAAAAGCAGCAAGUUCACUUGCUGCUCACAAAGUACGAAUAACAUCUGGCAAAGAAGCUCGGAAACUAGAGGGCGUCGGAGAAAAGGUUGCCGAAAAGAUUGACGAGUUUUUAAAAACAGGCACCUUACAAAAAUUGGACAAGAUUCGUAAAGAUGGAACAAAUGAGUCCAUUAAUUUGUUUACCAGAGUAUCUGGAAUUGGGCCAGUCAAAGCCAAAGAACUUGUUGAUUCUGGCCUUACCACUCUUGACGAUCUUAGAAAAAACUUAGACAAGCUAACACACCAUCAGCAGAUAGGUUUAAGGUACUUUGAAGAUUUUGAGAAAAGAAUACCACGAGAGGAAAUAAGUCUGAUUGAGACAAUUAUUAAAAAUUCAGUCAUGGAAAUGGAUGCAAAAUACUUAACUACAGUUUGUGGAAGCUACAGACGUGGGUUGCCAUCCAGUGGAGAUGUAGAUGUGUUACUCACUCACCCUGACUACAACUCUACAGAUUCUGGCAAGGCUGGCAAGUCUAAGGCAGCCAAACUCCUCUCCAGAAUUGUCACUUUGUUGGAAGAAAAGAAGCUCAUUACAGAAACAAUAUCCCAUGGGGAUGUCAAAUUCAUGGUGUUCCUGGCGAGCCUCUGCAAGUUACCUGUGAGAAGGAUAUUUUUGAGUACAUUGACUACCCUUACAAGACUCCACAAGAGAGAAGUGUGUAGUGUGGACUGUGCACUGAAGAUACAACAGGGAUUGGCAGAAUUUGGUGUAUUUACUGCUGAAGAAGCUCUCCUAGCAUCAAACUUCAUAGACAAGAGUGCCCAAGUUAUUGCGGAUAUUAGACAUGUAGAAAGGAUUACAGAUCCUUAUGCGUUCCAAGCAGUGGCUGUGGUCAAGAGCACUUACGGAGGAACACUCAGCAGUCUGAGAGGCUCAAACUUCUGUCAUCCUGGGUUUGCUCCUGGGGGUCUCUGGACGGAUUCAGUACUCAAGCACUUUGAGAGAUUUGUGGUAACCACUCCGUGUGAAGAUAACAAUAUGUCUCUGGUUGAACAAGAGAUAAAAGCCUUGUCCUCUUUCUUCAACAGCGCUUGCAGGCCUGGACCCUGGGUGCAGGAGGACAUGUUUGAUGCUCGCUUGAAGCUGAACUACAGUAACCUGUGCUCUCUGUGUGACUCUCCCAAGACCUGUGCCUACGCAAGCCAUGAGACAGGCAGCCACCGUGCAGCCCUCACCUGCCUCACACACCGUGGUGGUGACGUGGCCUACGUGGCUCUGCGAUAUGUGCGCCAGUACUUUGGUCUAGAACCAGGAUUCAGUGCGAUGGCCAAUCCUAACGAGUUUAAGUUGCUAUGCCCAGAUGGCAGCACUGAUUCUAUAAUAGACCCUAGUCCCUGCUCAUGGGUCAAUCAGCCAUGGAACAGUGUGCUGGCACGAAGAGACAUAGCAAUGCUGUUGCAGCCUCUCUUGUUGUCCUGGCUCAGCCCCAGUGUUGAGGCUCGAGAUCCCUGGCAGCAGGCUCUCUCUGCUCUCAUCAUUGAGACAGACCACAACAUCAACAGUGUUACUUCUUUACUCUCCAACUUUGUCAGGCAAGUAGGUGGGGAGACACGCCAGGCUUGUAGAGGCAGUGUCAAGUGGUGUACAAUCAGUGGUAUAGAGACCCGCAAGUGUGAGUGGCUGAGGGCAGCAGUGCAGACACACGGGAUACAACCAUCACUGGACUGUGUGACAGCAUCCAACGAGUGGGAAUGUUGGGCAAACAUCCGAGAUGGCAUUGCCAACGUUGUCACUGUAGAUACAGAAUACGGAUAUAUUACCAGAAGAUCAUACAACAUGUCACCUGUCGUCUACUUAGACAGUGGAGUCAAUGGGCAAUAUCAGAUUUUAGCUAUUGUGUCAAGUUCAAAUAAGAUGAUAAAAAGUUGGAGCAAUAUCAGACAGAAAAAAGCUUGUUUUCCAGAAUUUGGUGGAUUAGCGUGGUCGGCCACAGUGGCCACUCUGCUAGAGCAGCAUCAGUUGGCCAAGAUAUGCCCGUAUGGCCAGGCCAUGGCCAGCUACUUGGGUGGGGCGUGUGCGCCUGGGGCCAAGGACACUGACCAUACCCGAGGCUCAGGCGUAGUCCCUGCUAAGCUGUGCAGCCUCUGCUCCUCACAACCUAAUGGUUCGGAUUCCUGCUCUACAACUCAGAACAGUGUGUUUUACGGUGACUUGGGAGCACUACGCUGUCUGACCAGCGGAUUUGGAGAUAUUGCUUUUGUGGACUAUCGACAACUUACAGGCAGUGAUGGUAAGCUAGCAGGAGACAUAGAGCCCAGCAGCUAUCGAGUGUUGUGUAGGAACGGAUCAUUGGCGCACACUGUGGGACUAAAUGUUGACAACGACUGUGCUCUGGCUUAUCUAAGAAUGAUCACUUUGCUUGCAGGCAGUGAUGGUAAGCUAGCAGGAGACAUAGAGCCCAGCAGCUAUCGAGUGUUGUGUAGGAACGGAUCAUUGGCGCACACUGUGGGACUAAAUGUUGACAACGACUGUGCUCUGGCUCACGGAAUUGGUUCUGAGGUGAUGGCUCAUGCAGGUAGAUCUUCAGUUAGAGACUUGGAACUGAGAGAACUACUUCUGGAGCUAGACCAAUGGUUUGGAUCUACAUCACCUAGUAAGAUGGAUAGUGUCUUUCAUAUGUACUCAGAGUUCCAAGAUACUAAGGACUUACUCUUUAAGGACUCUAGUAGAGGGAUCAUACUUCCAAACGAUCCAGGAUAUUCGUAUGUAAACAGUUACAAACAACUUCAAGAUGUCAACAGUGUGUGCUUGAAAAACAGAAACUCUGGUGUGCCAGUAAUACCAUCUAUAAUUCUUUUUGUAGCAAUAUUUAUCUGUCCUUUUAUUUUAUAGAUUAUUUUUGUUUGAGAGGAUCACUGCCAUUUGUAUAAUUACUUUGGAUUCCUUUAUUUAAGUUUAAGUUGUAUGUUAAGAAAUAAUACUAAUAAUAUAUAUUAAUCAAUUAAUAAAAGUAC